AUGGCUGGUAAUGCACUUCAAUCUGCUUUCCUCACGGGCACGACGGGGCUGGUCCCUUCUCCUUGCUCCGCCUCUGGGCUUCUCUGCCCUUCCCUGGGUAGCUCUACAUUUAGUCGGCUGAGAGCCCCGUGGAGGCCGAAGUAUGGGGCAGCUCGCUGCUCUUUUUCACUACCCUUCCCCCCGAUGGACUCCGCCAGGAUCAAGGUGGUCGGUGUUGGUGGCGGGGGGAACAAUGCUGUCAACCGCAUGAUCGGAAGUGGGUUGCAGGUAACUGUUUGUCCUCGUUCAUCCCUCUCAUUGCUGUUUUCUGCGCUUCGUUGCUUCCCUUCGGCAUCCUCGUCGGAGUUGGCACUUGAGCGGCAUUACCUCUUUAUGUUUUCUCGCUUAUUUCUCCUUUGUUUUCCGGCGCUCUCCUUCACUCUGAUCUGCAUUUCAGCAUCCUUGCAUUUUCUUUUGCCGAAGCAGGAAAUGUUCUUCUUUGGAGUGGUUGAAAUGGGAUCGCACUUUCUAUUUCUUAUGAAUCAUAGUUUUCUACUUUCGACUUGAGGUAAUUUUUUCAAAGGAUUUUAUGCGAUUUUAGUCGUUGAUGCCACAGAUCCCAUGACAUCAGCUACACGGUUUUCACACCCUGGUUUAAACUUUGAGUACAAAUGUAUAAGCCUGUAUGAACUCCCCAUCGACCAUGCCUAGCAUUGAGUUUUUGCUGUGAUUGUAAAAAUCGAAGAAUCAUCGGUCGUAGAUAUUUUUGUUCUCCUACCUAAGAAUCAUGUGAAAAAUCUUCGGUGCCCGAGAGGGAACCAAGUCUUCUAACAGGAAAGCAUACCCGCACCAUUCUUCUAAUAGUUUAUUUUAAGUACCAGUACUCGCACAUUGUAAAAGGAGGCGCAUCCUGCCUUACUCAGAUUAUGGAAUUUACGUUUUAUGAUUUUCAUGUGGAUAUUUUGUGUGCGCAUUUCUUAUUCAUUCUUUCCUGGGUAUAGUUGAGGUUUCGUUGCCUCGUUUUAUUCAUUAUUAAUCUUUUGGUAUGUUACUAUGACAUAUAAAAUAUUUAUUAAGACUUCCAAGAUAAAAGCCUUCUAUUUUAAUCUACUAUCCCUGGUACUCCAGUUAUCUGUUGUCGUUUUCCAGUGAUAUCAACUUGUGGACUUCUCUUGUAAUGACCAUUCAUGAUAGCAAGAAAGUCAUGAAAAGUGAAAAUUACUAGACUAGGUGACUUUAUCUGUCUUAAUCACGCUGUGUGCAUGAAAUCGGAGAAUCAAAGAAAAAGGAGGCAAUUGAUGUUCCCCCCUCCCCCCCCCUCUUUAGUAUCAGCGAUUAUCUUUGUUGGAUAAAUUAUAGUUUUUUGUUCCUCAGUGUUUAAGGGAUCCUAAAUUUUGUCUUGUAUAAUCUAAUCUUUCAGGGCAUUGAGUUUUAUGCUAUAAACACAGAUUCUCAGGCACUGUUGCAUUCUCAAGCAAAAUAUCCACUACAAAUUGGGGAGCUUCUUACUAGAGGGCUUGGUCAGGCACCUUCUAUACGACAAUAUAUUUUUUAAAAUUUUGAUUUUUUUAUGUUUGAAUGCUACAAAAGAAAGGUUAUGUCAUCCGAUCGUGGCUCCUUCUAAAGGACCAUUUUCAUAUCCAUCUUAGCUUGAUACUUGUUCCUUGAGCACAUGUUCAAUUUAUAAUAGAAAACAUUACUACAUAAUAACCUUUGAUCUCAACUUAUUCUCCAGAGAGAUCUCUUUCUCCAUUUGGAAAACUUAUAUUCUAAGAUUGAAUAUUCCAUUUUUCGCCUACAAUCAUUUGAACUGACAUCAUGCUGUCCCUCAGUCGAUUGCCCUUCCGAUAAUCAGUAAAAGAAAAGUGGCUUCUGCUGCUGUUCUGCAGAGCUGGGUUUGACCUUGGUGCAUGCCCUGAUGUCGGCAUAACCCUGGAGACAUUAGAGUGGAAAUAGUGCCCUGAAGGCUAGAGAAACAACAGGGCAACAGGAAACCCCUCUGUUGAAAUAUCAACGAAAAGGACGUGGGGGAGAAGAUUCGGGGCUUUUUGCUUGGGUGGAGGGAUUCAUUGUAGGAGUCGAUCAGCAUGCUCUACUCUGGAUGAGAACUAGGCGCUCUUUGGUGCAAGUUCAUGUGAAUUAUGCUCCCUUAACAUUAGAAGAAAGGAAAAAGAUUGGGCGAUUGACCAAUCCCACUUAUAUCUGAUUUUCAGAAGGAAUCAGGCCUUUUUUGAAAGGCUGAUUUUUGAUAGGGGAUGAUCUGACAGCUGUUCUCAGCUAGUAUAACCUUUAUCUCCUUUCAAAUUUUUUAAUCAACUUAGAUGUCUGGAGGAUGAACGCAUAAAGGUAAAUUAUGCCUAAUCAAGAGUCUCUUCAAGUUCAUUAAAUGAGACAAGAGGUUUAAUGACAGUGAGGAAGAAUUUGAGAUAACCAAUUGGAGUCGGUUUCCGUACUGCUACUAUUGUGUUGUCCACUGCAGUAUAUUCUUAUUUGUUUGGUGAUAUUGGUGCUCUUGGUCAUCAUUGAAUGAUGAUACAAGUCAAUCUUUCUGUGUUAGUAUACGCACAUAUUAAUAUACCCAUAUGCUGCGUUAUUUGGACUUAUCAAAAUGUUCCGCUCAGAGAUGCAGGUACUGGCGGGAAUCCUCUUCUUGGGGAGCAGGCUGCUGAGGAGUCCAGAGAAGCCAUCGCUGACUCUCUCAAAGGUUCAGAUCUUGUUUUCAUAACAGCUGGCAUGGGUGGAGGGACGGGCUCAGGUGCUGCACCUGUUGUAGCACAGAUAUCAAAGGAAGCUGGCUAUUUGACUGUUGGUGUUGUCACAUAUCCGUUCAGUUUCGAAGGUCGUAAAAGAUCAUUACAGGCAGGUUUACAUAUCCCUUUAUUAUUUUAUUAACUUUGAGUAUUUCUCGUUGACACUGGACUUGCGCCACUAGUCAACCAAUUUUGUAACUGAGGUUAAAUUUCAGGUAAUCUACCAGCGCAUUCUCCUAUGCUUUUCCCAUGAUUUCUGAGGCCACAUUUUCUUACCAUUUAAAUUCACUUAAGAUCAUGAUUUAUACUUCAACCACCUUACGAAAACAUUUGAAAGAACUCUUAUUACGAUUAAUUAGCAUUGCCGACCUUUAUUUGUAGUUCAUACGCUUAUAAGGUUAUAAGUCAGCACGAUAUUGGAGAUGAAUUUGCCUAACUAUUUGAACAGAUUCGUCUUGCUACGGUUUGCUCUGUUGGCCUAAUUGCUAUGUUCUUCAAGAGUUGACCGAAAGAGUUCCUUCCUUUUUUUGUGGUGGGAGUGAAGGGUGCUUGAGAGGAUUGAUUAUCUAUAAGUCAAACAGCUGUGGGCUUCCACUUUCUUUUGCCCUCUUUCUUAAAAACAUUGCCAAAUCUGUGAAUAUUAUGUCCGUAUUAUCUUUUUGAACAUGAAAAAAGAUUAUAUCUACAUCCAAGCAUCGCCCUUAGGCUCUUACUUGUGAGGCCUAAAAUCUAUGCAAGGAAUUUUCUCAAACUAUGCAUAGUUUUCUUUUUAGCUCGGAUUGGUUCUCCUUUUUCCUUGACAAUCUUAUAUACGACUUCUCUGUCAAUAGGCACUGGAGGCUGUUGAGAAGCUACAGAAGAAUGUUGAUACUCUUAUAGUGAUUCCUAAUGAUCGAUUAUUAGAGGCUGUUGACGAACAGACGCCUCUCCAAGAUGCAUUCCUCCUGGCUGAUGACGUCUUGAGGCAGGGAGUUCAAGGAAUAUCCGACAUCAUAACAGUUAAUAUCUCCAAAUCAUCUCUUCUUUCUCGUUACGUGUCCAAGCCAGUGCUUAUGGUCAUUUUCCCCUUGUAAUCUGCAGAUUCCCGGGCUGGUUAAUGUAGAUUUUGCAGAUGUGAAAGCUGUCAUGAAGAACUCUGGGACUGCCAUGCUUGGAGUGGGUUCCUCCUCCAGCAAGAACAGAGCACAAGAGGCAGCUGAGCAAGCAACUCUAGCGCCUCUAAUCGGGUCAUCUAUCGAGUGUGCCACCGGUGUUGUUUAUAAUAUUACUGGGGGAAAGGACAUCACCCUUCAAGAAGUGAACAAAGUUUCUCAGGUAACAUUUUACUCCUGCGUAUUUUUCCAUUGAACACAUAUUCAUACAUCUCUCUCUCUCUCUCUCUCUCUCUCUCUCUCUCUCCCUCUCUCUCUUUCUCUCUCUCGCUAUAUAUAUAUAUAUAUAUAUAUAUACUGCAGGAUAGAAAAAUCAUUUGAAAGUUCUAUGGUUAUUUCAGUCCGCUAAAAAGAAACUUCAUAUGCUUCAUUUCAAUCUUAAUGAUUUAUUUUUUCCAUAGAUGUAGAUUUUCUCAUUGAAUACAUAUAUAUAAUAUACACACUGCAGAUUAGAAAAGUUUCCUUCAGAUUCUCAAUCGUUUGGAUGUUAUAUGGUUAUUUCAAUAGGAAAUGAAGAAACUCCAUAUGCUUUUUUCAUAUUUAUAUAUAUAUAUAUACUGCAGAUUAAAAAAAGUUUCCUUCAAACUCUCAAUCGUUUGGAGUUAUAUGGUUAUUUUAAUCAGAAAGAAAAGCAAAAACUUCAUAUACUUCAUUUUAAUCUGAAUUUGUAUGAUUUAUUUUUUCCAUCUAUGUAGAUUUUUCCAUCGAAUACAUAAAUUCAUAUAUGUAGAUAUAAACUGCAGAUUAGAAAAAGUUUCCUUCAAGCUCUCAAUCGUUUGGAGUUAUAUGGUUAUUUCAAUCAGGAAGAAAAGUAAAACCUUCAUAUGCUUCAUUUCAAUCUGAAUUUGUACGAUUAUUAUUAUUAUUAUUUCAUGCAGGUUGUGACCAGCCUAGCAGAUCCUUCUGCAAAUAUAAUAUUUGGGGCAGUCGUCGACGACCGAUACACGGGGGAUAUUCAUGUGACCAUCAUUGCCACCGGCUUCCCUCAGUCCUUCCAGGAGUCUCUGCUGAGGGACCCAAAGGCUGCCAAGCUGGUGGAAGCCUUAGAACCCAAGGUACCUCUGAAGACCCCGGUCCCACCUCCUCAGACGGCUCGAUCCUGGCUCUUCUAG
Spirodela intermedia is the source of this 4992-nucleotide messenger RNA. The record is from the annotation of a GenBank genome assembly. NCBI's taxonomy places the organism in Eukaryota, Viridiplantae, Streptophyta, Magnoliopsida, Alismatales, Araceae.